AUGCUAUCAACAAAAUUCCAAAGACAGUUUUUACUUUCAAUUUUAAGUAAGCAGUCGCAGAAUGGAGGCAGAAAUUAUGCGACGGCCAAACGGUUUUACCGACGUGCCGAUAUAGUACAAAACGAAAACAAAUGGGAGGUUACCUUAGAUCAUCGGAGGUUAAAGACACCCAACGGUCUGGUUUUUAACGUUAAUACUGAGGGCCUAGCAAGAGCAAUCGCUGCAGAGUGGGAUGCACAGCACGACGGAAUCUCUCAACCUUCAAUGCAUCUGACUGCUCUAUGCAAUACUGCAUUGGACAAUCCAGGAAAACUCAACAAACAUGAUAUAGCUAUCCACCUACUUGAAUAUCUAGCUACAGAUACGGUCCUCUUCUUCUCAGAUGAGGAAGAGGAGUUAAGACUUCUACAGGAACAAAAGUGGGGCCCAGUUUUAGAAUGGUUUGAAAAGAGGUUUAAUAUUAAGCAGGAAGUUUCAAGGGACUUCCAGCCUCCUCCUGUCACUUCAGAAACAAGAGCAGUGUUAGCUAGACAUUUUCUUUCAUACGACUUUCCAGCAUUAAAUGCUAUGAAUUUUGGAACAGAAGCGUUAAAGUCUCCAAUAUUAAUGUUGGCCUGUGUGGAUAGAUUUUUACAACCAAAGGAAGCUGUGAUGCUAGCGAGAUUGGAGGAAGAAUACCAGCUUCAACGAUGGGGUCGUGUUCCAUGGGCUCACGAGUUAAACCAAGUAGAACUGACGUCACGAGUGGCGGCGUCACUUCUUAUCAUACAGAAUUCAACAGAACUACACACAGAAAAGGCUAAAAAGAAAGCAGAGGAAUCAUGA
Molecule: messenger RNA, 825 nt
Organism: Pieris macdunnoughi
Lineage: Eukaryota; Metazoa; Arthropoda; Insecta; Lepidoptera; Pieridae
Source: the annotation of a GenBank genome assembly